AUGUCAGACCAAGAUGAACAAGAGGAAACGGAGUUCAUCGAGGAUGUAGAUGACGAAGAGUCGAACUCCCAGGCGGAGGAGACAGAAUCAGAUGCCAUAGAUGACGACGCCUCCGAAUUAGUAGAGGCGGAUGCGGCACUGGAGAAGUAUGAGGUAGUCUAUGACCAAAGCAUUGACAAAGUUGCUUUCCCGUACGAUGUAGUGGAGGAGGUCCAGCGAACUUGGGAGGCUUUUCUGCAACACGCAGGUUCCCCUGAGGCCGCGGGCGAAAUCAUUUUCAAUUGCUGGUGGGAGGCCGCCCCCUCCCUCCACUCGUACUUCGUAUCGCCUCGGGCGGUCCUCUUCCUUCGCAUCAUUCAUGGCAUAAGCCCCUGUGUUGCAGCUAUGGGGAACGCCACUCAGCUCAAAGUGGAGGUGGAGCAGAUCAGCUUUCGGCACCUGGACAGACCGGUAAAGCCAGCAGCUGUGGACAUUGUGCGUGAAGCCAUGCUGGAUAUGUGGGAGCAGGAGCUGGGCUCCAAUUUCACCAGACGGGCUCGGCAAGGGUGGCAGGCCUUGUUGAACUACAUGGGUGGUGCCUACUGUUUUGUGGGUCGCGAGUAUGCGGGCCGUGUACGAAUCAUUCAGAGGAGCUGGCGGACAGCAACCUCCAAAGCGAUGGAGGAAGAAGAGGAGGGGGUGGAGCCGAUGGAAGUUGCUGAAGAUGAUGUGGAAACCAAUAAGCAAGUGGUAACAGUAGACGAAGACGAAAGGGAGCACAGAAGAGACAGGGACAUGGAUGAGGAGUCUGACCUUGGGGGAAAGACUGCUGGGAAAGAGGUGAAAGUACCAACUACGUUCAGGGAUAUGUUUCUGUUCAAUGCUGCCGUGAUGGGCUUCGGCAGCAGUGAAUGGAUGAAUAUCAUCUUGGAACAGUUUGAUGCCGUGGUCGUCAACAUCGCGAAUUCGUAUCGUCUAAGCGAGGAGUGCGACGUGCUCACACUAGUCCUAUCAAAGUACGAGGGCACUGUUGUACUGAGCGAGUAUCGAUCCGUGAUGCUGGCCACGCUGCGAUCGCUGGCUCCAAAGGAGUGGGACAGUGAUCACGAGGUGGCUUGGGGCUGGCUCUGGGAGAACGUGGAGAAGAUACUGAAGGCCCAAAUGGGGAAGCCAAAGAUGCAGGAGAAGGCCUUGGAGCGAUUUAUAGGAGGCCUCUCGGAUGAGAUGGUGAACUACUUCCGCAAAGAGCUCUACAAGCGCUUCUUCACCAAUGCGCCUUCAGGCCAGGAUCACUUCAAGCAAUCAACUACGCGUCUGUACUUUUUGGCAGACCGCAUGGUGGAAACUACAAUGGAUAUGUUCCGUCAGCCCAGGAAGAUGGUACAGGAGAUCUCCGGUCUGGGCUUGCGGCAUGUCGGCUAUGGCAUCCCCACAGAGCUCUUCGGGCCGUAUGUGUCGGCUGCCGUGGAUGUUGUCCGUUCCAUGACAACUGAUGAAAAUGCCUUGUCUGGGUUCCGGUGGUCCCUCACGCUUGCCUCCAAGAUCCUAGUGCGAGCAGUGGGUGAGGGUGCCACGCUCGUCAUGAGGGCCAUCAACACGAACCAGGAGCUGGCUCUCAAGAAGGCCAUCGCCAUCGCGCCGCGUGGAAAGCGAGCUAUGGAACUUCUGAACAUCUCUGUAGGUACGCAGUCUAUCUCUCCUUUAUUUUGGGCGAUCGAAAGCGGUGCCCUCAACAGUGCGAGGGCUAUGAUUGUUGACUUGCUGACUAUCCGUGCAGACAGGGACGUCUACUACUAUGGCUGUGAUGACAUGUUCACACGGCACCCUGACAUCAUCCAGCGCUUGUGCAAAGAUGCGCCGACGCUUUUGUGGACUUUGUUAGACGGCCUCAUUUGGCGGUCCCGACUGACCUACCAGGGUCAGCGCCGUGUGAAUUACUAUGUCAAGCAUCUAGUGCAAGACCUGGAAGGCAACUGCAACCAUGCUCUCCAGUGGUUGGCUGAUCACAAGGACCCAAAGAUGAUUGUUCAUCCGGUGGUCAUUCUCUUCGCCGACCUCAUUUGGAACCGGCUUGCCAUGUACCACUUCCUUCUUGGGAGAUGCUACUUCCUGUUUGCCCUUUGUGUCUUCAUCACAAGCCAAGCUUUGCUCUUCCGACACGAUGGGACCGAGACUUUGGAGGAAAACAUUGUGAGAUUCGUGUGUCGAUGCUUCCUGUACUUUGGGAGCUUGACAAAGUUGUUCUACAACCAGUGCAAGCUCUUCUACACGGACAUGAAAACAAGAAACCUGAGGUGGGUUUACUUCUGCCCAGUUCCUAGAUACUUGAGCAGCCCGCAGCAUGCGGGAAACCUACUGCUGGUAAUCCUGUUGAUUCUCAUGUACAUUGAGGAGCCCAUCUUAUGGUGCGGAAUAUUCACCACAGACAAUCCAAUUGGCCCCUUGUUCACCAACAACUGCGAGGAAUCAGAGGCGAUAAAGGACAUUUACUCCAUAUUCUCGUGCUUCGCCAUGCUCUUGUACUGGACUCUCUUGAUGGAUUUCACACUUUUCUCCAUGCGCAUCUCGGCCUUCGUCCUCGUUUGUGGGCAUGUUCUUGCUGAUGUUGGCUUGUUUGUGCUCGCCCUUGUAUUUUUGGUCCUCGCCUUUGCAACCGCCAUCAGCUCAUUGAAUCAUGGCCUUGCAAACUUCAGUGGUAUCGACCCUUGGUUAGUCAGUCUCGUGCAGAUGACGCUGGGAAUGUUCCCUGCGCGCUCCUAUGAUGACUUUCAGUCUGAGGUGGCGGUGCUCACAGCUGUUUCCGUCUUCGUGGCGGUUGUCAGCAUUUUCUUGCUCAACCUUCUUAUAGCCCAACUCAAUCAGUCGUAUCAUGAUGUCUUCGAAGAUAUGCAAGGCUUCGCUCGGCUGAAUCGAGCAGGAGUCAUUGCGGUGACCCUGGAGCAGGUGCCUAGAAAAAACUGGAUAAGGUUCCGGGAGGGCCUUCAGUUCGAAGAACGACUAGAGUUCAACGAGGGCGACAUGGGCCUGGCAGGUGGAAUCCAGGUUUUGGAGCCUGCAAAUGCAAACCCUCUGACAGAAGACACCAUCCGACGUUAUGGCGGCUCCACUGCCCCUACCAUGCCGUGGCCACAAGAGCACAGCGAGGACGCACAGGAGGAGGACAAGUUUGAGCGCUUGGAAAAGUUGGUUCUUCGUUCUACCAAGAAGAAGAGGAGAGGCGGCGAGUCCUCAGGAGGUGGUAGCAUGGCAGACUCUUCCUCAGCUGCGGGCCAUUCUGAGGGUAGUUCCAAGGGAUCUGUGCAGAGCUCCUAA
Messenger RNA from Symbiodinium pilosum, 3291 nucleotides. NCBI's taxonomy places the organism in Eukaryota, Dinophyceae, Suessiales, Symbiodiniaceae. The record is from the annotation of a GenBank genome assembly.